Heterostelium album PN500 is the source of this 426-nucleotide messenger RNA. RefSeq lists its product as uncharacterized. Bases 1 to 426 code for a protein of 141 amino acids. Lineage: Eukaryota; Evosea; Eumycetozoa; Acytosteliales; Acytosteliaceae. The transcript is spliced from 2 exons. The record is from RefSeq and is a predicted model, not a curated record.
AUGUACAAAAUCUCUGUCAUCCUUUUAGUUUUGGUUUUUGUUGCCUAUUCUACUGCAAGUUCAAUUGAAUUAUGUGCUCCAUGUUCUGGUGGUAAAGUCCAAUCUUGUGGUUCAUCAGGCUCUGUUAAAUGUGUAACCAUCCCAUUGGGUAAAUGUUAUACUUUUGCUAAUGUUUGCUCUGGUGCUCCAAAUAUAUUAGCAUAUUACAUUGAAUCUAUUGAUAGAGGUGCUGUCUCUGGACUUGUCUAUCCUUCAAUGGAGGCAUGCUCAAAGAAAAUGGCAGGUAUCGUAAUCUCUGAAGACUGCGGUGAUUGCAAUCUUGGUACCACUCUCACAUGUAACGUCGGUAACUCUGCUUCCAAUAACAUGAAGACCUUUGCCAUGGGUGCUGCCUCUGUAGUUUUGGCUGCCCCAUUUUUACUUUAA